Protobothrops mucrosquamatus (brown spotted pit viper) is the source of this 1570-nucleotide messenger RNA. Its product is annotated as SLAIN motif-containing protein 1-like. The annotation marks the transcript as partial. Lineage: Eukaryota; Metazoa; Chordata; Lepidosauria; Squamata; Viperidae. The record is from RefSeq and is a predicted model, not a curated record. The transcript is spliced from 7 exons. Gene Ontology annotation, cellular component: microtubule plus-end. Gene Ontology annotation, biological process: positive regulation of microtubule polymerization; cytoplasmic microtubule organization; microtubule nucleation.
AUGGAGGCCGCUUUGGUGAAACCGAUGGUGGCGGAGGUGAAGCCAGGCGCCGUGAGCGCCGAGCUGGAGGUGAAGAAGCUGCAGGAGCUGGUGCGCAAGCUGGAGAAGCAAAACGAGCAGCUGCGCAAUAGAGCCGCGGCCACCUCGCCUUCUUCAGCGCCUGGACUGAGCCCGGACAGCCCUCUGCAGCCGCGGCUGAUAGCCGCCGCCGCCGCGCAAGUCCCCCGCAGCAGCUCCCCGCCAGCCGGCAGGUCGAGCCCAGCGCCGGCUCUCGUGUGCCAAGCCGAGCCCUUCGUCUACUUCAAGCCGUCCCCCGUCGGGGGACCCCACGAGGCCCUCGCCGCCACUUCCAUCCUUCUGAGCCCGGCCAGCCUUUUGGAUGAGGUGGAAAUCCUGGAUCUUCGGGGGCUCAGUUGCCCUGGCCGGGAAGAAGAGCGUCCGCGCUUCGAGGAAGAGGAAACCUGGUUAUAUGCUGCACCUGCUAAGGGUAUCAUACAGCAAGAAAAGUCACUGACUCCUCUGCAGUGGUGUCGGCAUGUUCUUGAUAAUCCAAGCCCUGAGAUGGAAGCUGCAAAGCGUUCUUUAUGCUUCAGGCUGGAACAAGCUAGUAGAUGGCGGAGUCUCUUCUCUUCAUCCUUGGCUUUUCCUUAUAGUCCUGUUGCAAGGUUUACUCCAUAUAGCAAUAGCUUUAACAGUCCUGCGUUCCCUAAAACCUUCAGCAAAGCAAUAUUAACACCUGAACAAACAGAUUGCAUUUCUAGAAGCUCCCCUCUUAGUCCCCAGUCAUCUCUGGACAGUGAAUUGAGCACUCCAGAAUUAGAAGAUGAUUCCAUUUCCAUGGGGUAUAAACUACAAGACCUCACAGAUGUCCAGAUCAUGGCUCGGUUACAAGAAGAAAGCCUGAGGCAAGACUAUGCUUCAACUUCAACAUCAGUGUCAAGAAACAGUUCCAGUGUAUCUCUUCCUUUGAUCAAAAAAGGGACCAGUGGUGAUCAGGAAUUUGAUCGUUAUAGCCUUGAAGAUGAGGAAGAAGAAUUUGACCACUUGCCCCCUCCACAGCCUCGGCUCACACGUUGCUCUCCUUUCCAAAAAGGAAUUCCCCAUUCCCAAACUUUCUCCAAUAUACGGGACUGUAGGAGGAGCCCAAUUUCCCCAUAUUUUCCCUACAGUAAUAACAAUCAACAGCAGCCAUUUUGUUCUCCCCAACCCCCAAAUCUUCUGGAGUCUCAAUCAACCAGAAUUAAUGGAGACAAACUCCGAAGAAGCAUGCCUAAUUUAGCUCGAAUGCCAAGUACCCUUACUGUCAAUACAAACAACAGCCCUGCCGGUUCUGUGAGGAACAGCCUAAGUUUUGAUUCUAACUUGCAUGGAGCCAGUAACGGGGUAUCCAGAAUGCAGUCUUGCAUUCCUUCACCAGGGCAACUUCAACACAGAGUCCACAGUGUGGGACACUUUCCAAUAUCUGCUAGGCAGCCCCUCAAAGCUAUGGCCUAUGUGAGUCCAACAGUUCAAGGAAGCAAUAGUGGCAGUGGCCUUGCAUUGUCCAGCAGCAGCAGCAGCAGCAGCAGCA